Molecule: messenger RNA, 1711 nt
Organism: Anolis sagrei ordinatus
Lineage: Eukaryota; Metazoa; Chordata; Lepidosauria; Squamata; Anolidae
Source: RefSeq, a predicted model, not a curated record
UUUGGCUUUUUAUGGCCAUUUUCCUUCUCAGAAUUUCCAGAGAUCAAUGUGCAGACAUAAUCGGAGGGAGAGAAUCCAUUCCACACUCAAGACCUUUCAUGGCCAUAGUCCAAGGAGAACACAUGUGUGGAGGAACAUUAAUCAAAUCAAAAUGGGUGUUAACUGCAGCCCACUGCGAAUUCAAUGAAACCGUCAAAGUCAUUCUUGGUGCUCAUUCACGGAAUAAGACAGAGCGUUCGAAACAGACCAUUGCAGUUGCCAAACAGAUUCCUCACCCAGGCUUUGUUUUCAACACAUCGGAUAAUGAUCUAAUGCUGUUGAAGCUUAAGCGUUCAGCCAAGAUUAAUAGAUAUGUGUCCAUCAUCAAGCUCACUCAAACUUCUGCUGACAUAAAAGCAGGUACUCGGUGUCUUGUAGCUGGCUGGGGAAGAAUUCACAAGAUACUCCCGAUUCAUUCUGAUACACUGCAAGAAGUGAAUGUUACCGUCAUUGACAGAAGAAUCUGUAGUGAUCACAACCAUUAUGGUUCCUCCCGCCAUCUCAUAACAAAGAAUAUGGUGUGUGCUGGUGACAAAAAAGGCAGGAAAGAUUCAUGUUCGGGUGAUUCUGGUGGCCCUUUGAUAUGCAACGGGGAACAAAAAGGCGUGGUUUCUUUUGGAGAAGGAUGUGCAGACAGUCGCUACCCUGGUGUUUAUGCUCGUCUUGGAAAGAACCAGCUUGACUGGAUAAGGAAAAUCACAAGGGGUUACUUGUAGAUUGGUUUUUUGUGGGAGGGAAACUAUGCAUUUCUUUUAAAUUUCUUUGUUUCUUCUUCUUAUGUCUGUGUUGUUCAUCCUAGCAAUAUCCUAUGAGGUGCUUCAGCUGCUGCCUAUCAACCACUUAAUAGAAUCAUACUGUGUAAUGUGUUUUAAAGGAGAGGCCAUGAAAAGUGCAUAAUCUCAUAUGAGGUUUAGAUGCCUGGGUUCAUUUCAACUGCUGUAUUAUAGAGAAAAGGCAUCUUUGGCUUGAUGAGAAAGAAAUGUCAGCUGAGCCGGGAAAAGGGAAAACAACAAUGAGAUGACUUAAAGAACAAUGUGAAUGGUUACAGCCCCUUUCCCUUUCCAUGUUUUUAGGAUAGGGGAAGACCAACUUGCCAUUUGUUUGCUUCAUUAAAAGCCUUAAAGAUUUACAAGGCAAACUUCAGGGAGUUCUCCUUGGUCUAAAUCCGAAUGCUAAUCCCAAUUACAGUAACUUCUUUAUAUCAAUGAAGUUGAGAUUAAUGUUGGCUUAUCAUUCAACAGUUAAUUCAAUUAGUUAAUUUUAGGUGGCGAUGACAGGCAAAAUCAAUCUAAGCCUACUGUGCCUUAUAGUUGGCUGAUUUAGCCCCAUGGAUUUUGCGAUUGCUUGAAGCUAUGCUUUAUCAAAUGCUGGUAUUGUUUUGUUCUGAGAAUACUGCCAUAGUUCCUUGGAAUGUGCUUGAUGCCAAUUCUCACACAAGGUCAUUUAGAUGUGAUAUCUACCUGCAGAAAUGUAGAAGCCAAUGAAGAAGCUAUUGUGGCAGCAGAAUAUGACCCAUCUACUAAUGUUGGAGCAGGUGGCAGAGAGAAAGGAAAAUGUUGUUGGUUAGGAGGUUUUAAAAAGACUUGCAAAUUGAUAAAUGUCUAUGCUUGCUUUAUGAAUGAUCAGCACCUAUUUCUGCAGAAACUGAAUAAAAGCUUUGUUUUCAUCAUCA